Molecule: messenger RNA, 1557 nt
Organism: Brettanomyces bruxellensis
Lineage: Eukaryota; Fungi; Ascomycota; Pichiomycetes; Pichiales; Pichiaceae
Exons: 1
Coding region: 1-1557 (518 amino acids)
Biological process (GO): protein quality control for misfolded or incompletely synthesized proteins
Cellular component (GO): i-AAA complex
Molecular function (GO): misfolded protein binding
Source: RefSeq, a predicted model, not a curated record
AUGUUUAAGGGAGUACUGCGUUUGGGCUUGCUAGGGCCUAUAAUCGCCAGAAAUGGAGUAGGAAUUAAUCGUUUGAAUCUGAGUCCAAGUCUUUUUAGGCAAUGCACUUUUCACCAACAACUAAGGCUAAAUAGUGAAUUCAGGCUCUCCAAAAAGUUUCAAAACAGUGAUCAAAAGAAUGCAGAACUGUACAAGGAGCUAUAUAGGAAAAAAGAGAGAAGGAAACGGAACUGGAUAAUUUUUAAAAGAGUAUUCUUGGGAAUAAGCACAUUUGCUAUGGUGAUGAUCAUUUGGCAACCAUGGAACCCAUAUUCAAAACAAGUGAGUCGAAAUUUGAGGAAGGGACUUUGGUCAGAGUCGGAGAAGGAGGGGAAAAACUACAUGAUGGCAUUAAAAUAUUACCAAAAGGCCUUGGACAAAAGUAAUGAGGAGCAUAUGGACCAGCUUGAUCCAAAGUAUACAGGAAUAGUGCUCAAAAUCGCCGAAAUGUAUGAUAAUAUGGAGAUGCGAGGUGAGGAAAGAGAGGUGUACAAAAAGCUAUCUGAGUUUUUGCAUGGGAAACUUACUAAUGGGGAGGUAGAGGAGAAAUGGAAAGAUAUAUUGCUAAACCGGGAUUUAGUUGUGAGGACAAGAUUAUUGGAGUUAGCAGAAAAGGAUACAAUUGUGGACGAUAAGUACGAGCUUUUGGAUAGUAUGGCUCUUUGUGAAGAGAGAAUUAAGGAUAAGUGGCCUUUUUUGGCCCAGAUGGGUGCUAAAAAUGGAAAUAUUGGCUCCAUUGAUGGAAUGGAUAUUAUGGAAGUACUUGAUCUAAAUAGUUCAAGGUGGUAUAUAAAUGCCUAUAUGAAACGAAGGAGGUUUGUUAAGAAGUACUGUAAUGAAGAAGGAGUGAAGUUUUUUGACAACUUCUCGGCAAAGUGGCCCUAUUUCAUGCAGGAUUUGAUCCGAGCACGUGAUCUUUUUGCAAUGAUGGAAAUGACGGGAGAAGGAUCUAAUUUAGCUAUAGAGCUUCUCAAAUCAAACUUGUUAUGGAUGCAGUUAUCGGACUAUCAUCCAAUUUACCUUGGGACUGCAAUACUCAACUUGGGAUCAGCCUAUUAUAUGAAAAGUGAAAGGCAUGAAUUGCGCGCUUCUCAGUUAAAGAAGCUUUUGAGGAAGGAGGAAAACGAAGACAAGAGGUUGGACCUUGAAAUGCAUUAUAAACAGGAGGAAAAAGAGCAGAUGAAGGCUUUAGAGAUGAGUGGAAGCAUAUAUGGGAAGCUUUUAGACAAGAUGGGAGGAAUUGAAGGUGUAAAAGCACAUAAGAAGGACAGACAGUUACAGGCAUGCUUAAGUAUGACAUUAUAUUCGCUAGGAGUCCUGGAAGUUCACCGGAUGAACUAUUUUGAGAGUCGAAGAUAUUUUUUGCAGGCCAAAGAGGUUGCAGCUGACAAUGAAUUAACGCAAAUCGUUGAUAAAGUGGAUGCAGAGACAGAAAACAUGAAUGCAAGGAUAAAAAAGCAGGAGAUCGACGAACGAAUGAGCAAGAACAACUAUAUUCCAGCAACAACAUACCGAUAA